Molecule: messenger RNA, 690 nt
Organism: Cladophialophora bantiana CBS 173.52
Lineage: Eukaryota; Fungi; Ascomycota; Eurotiomycetes; Chaetothyriales; Herpotrichiellaceae
Exons: 2
Coding region: 1-690 (229 amino acids)
Source: RefSeq, a predicted model, not a curated record
AUGACACUGGGAUUGUUCUUACAAUUACAGAGAUCUCCCUCCUCACCAUUUGCGGCGAAAUGCGACUCGUGCGACAUGCCAACAGAUGAUGAGGAAACUAACGGAGUCAUCAACCAUAUCCGUCCAUCGUCGCAGAGACAAUCGUCUCUCUCCCAUUCUCGGCUGAACGGUACUCCUCGGACGACCAACCGGGUGCGGUUCGACCUCGACGACCGUGCUGGCAGUCCUCAACCCGAAGAAUGGGUGGACGACGAUGAUUACCUUACCUCCCCAAGCCAGCGUGCUCCAUUGCUCACCAACGUAAAACCACCUUCUUCGUCGCCCUUUCUCUCAGAAUCCUUUCAGCCCGAGGACUAUUUACCCGAUGCCAGGCCCAAGAACGGGAUGCGAAGUGCUUUCAUGAAUAUGGCCAAUUCCAUCAUUGGUGCUGGGAUUAUUGGUCAAACAUACGCAUUUCGGCAAGCUGGAAUGACAAUGGGAAUAAUACUGUUGAUUACGCUGACCGGCACUGGUGCACCCGGCAGCCACAGUGCUCUCGGACUUACACCCGACGGGAAGAAAAAUACUGAUACUGCCAAAGGCAGCUCCGCACGAAACCUACUGGCGGCGAGGAGACUGCCACCGGUGGUGGUAAACAAUCAGAAGCCGGCGACACCAGCUCGCGAGCACCAGCCGGAAAUGAAGAGCUGA